Molecule: messenger RNA, 2193 nt
Organism: Cricetulus griseus (Chinese hamster)
Lineage: Eukaryota; Metazoa; Chordata; Mammalia; Rodentia; Cricetidae
Source: RefSeq, a predicted model, not a curated record
CCCGAGCUACCCUCGCCCUCCCAGAGGAAGCGGCGAAGCCGAACCGCGGCCCCGGCCGGGCCUUGUGGAAAAAUACAGACCACUCCGCGGGAUCCGAGGCCCCGGGCGAGCGGGCGAGCAUCUGCGGGGCAGCGCGAGGGAUCGGCCUGGGAAGAGGUGGAGUUUUGCAGGGAGACCUGGGGCCUGGCUUAGACCGAGGCCAUUGGACGCUGCGCUGCACACCGAGGGGAGACGCCAGAGGCUGGGCAUGUUGGCAAGUGACAGGGACAGCUGGAAGCGAAAGGCAGCACUGGCUCCAAGUGGAAGGAUUUGUGUUUAAGGGGCAGUGUUUUGGUUGUGUGGGUUUUUUUUGGGGGGGGGCGUUAGAAGUUUGGAGGGAGGAAAGAAGGCUUUUGCUUUGUAAGCACCGUCUGCAGGAAAGUAAACGUCGGAGAUGGAAAGCGGAUACGGUAGAAAGAAGGUAGUGGCGAGCUGCGACAGCUGUAGAGGGGUGACGACACACACCUGUGAUCCCAGCACCUGGGAGCCUGAUCCAAAAAUGAGUACUUCUAGAGCAGGCCAUGCCUGCCACGGUCAGAUUGGAGCCUUUACUUGAGUGGUGUUCUUCUGCCUGGUGUUUCCUCUUCUGCGAACUGGACCCUGGACACAGCAGCUCUGCUUGGAUUAUCUAGAUUUUCUCAAGCUCCUGGAAUUGGCAGAGCCACAAGAAAGUAUCUGGAUGAAGAAGAGCUUCCGACUCGACAUAGAACACGCAAUUAUGUGAAUGAUGUGUGGACUUGGACUUUGGGGUCCAUUCGUUGUAGCCAUUUGGCCUCCUCUACUUAACAUGGCAUUACCUAAAACUCAACCAGGAAGAAUAGAUGCUGGCAUGUCUGAGUGGAGAAAAGUGAUCAGACUGAGCUUUCCAGACACCACUAAACCCUUCCAUGAAGGGCCAUGAAUUUACAGUGAGGCCAUUCAUCCAGUCAUACUCUCUUCUCCAGUCCUUAUGCAUGCACUGAGGAGGCAGCAGGGCAGGGCAGGGAGCUGGCCAGGAAGUACAAUCGAGAAGGACAAAGUGUUUGAAGGCAGAAACAAAGGAAGCAUUAUUAUAGCAGGCAUGGGAGGAGGGAAGGUUAAGAAUAGAGCAAGGAGUGGCUAGAAAUAUGAUAAGGUUGGAGCUGGAGAGGUGGCUCAGUUGUUAAGAGCUCUGGCUGCUCCCCCAGAGGACCUGGGUAGGUCUGAUUCCCAGCACCCACAUGGUGGCUCACAAACAUCUGUAACUCCAAUCUCAGAAUAUCUUCUGGCCUCCAGGCACCAUGCAUGAAUGUGGUACACAGGUAAUACAUGCAGGAACACAUUUAAAAAAUAAGGUUUCUAAACUUGUGUGUUUGAUCACGUUAACUAAUUUUUAGAAUUUGGGUGCUGUGGAACAAUCUUUGUACACUGUAAAUAUGUAUUGCUCUCAUUAAUAAAAGCUGAUUGGCUGAUGGCUAGACAGGAUUUAUGGGGCAGAGAGAAUGCUAGGAAGAAGGAGUGUGGAGCCAGGGGAGUCGCUGCCAGCAGAUGGAAAGAAAGGACAUACAGGAGAGGUAAAAGCCUUGGGGCAGCACAUAGGUAGAAAUGUGUUAAUUUAAGUUUUAAGAGCAGGCUGGAGAGAUGGCUCAGCCGUUAAAGGUUAGGCUUACAACCAAAAAUAUAAGUUAAUAAUAUAAUAUAAGUUGCAAGAGCUAGUUAGUAAUAAGCCUGAGCUAGUGGUUGAGCAUUUGUAAUUAAUUAAUAAUAUGUCUUUGAGUGCUUUUUGGAAAGUGGUAGCGGAACAGAGCUGAUUGUGGUCCCUAUGGAAAGGUCCUAUGGGAAACGACCUACAAACAGCACAGUCGAAGAGUACAAUCUGCACAUUAAAAUUAAAAGGUCUGUAUAUCGAGUCCUUUGUACUCCCAAAUAACAACACAGACUUUUUACUAUGAACUCUUCGGCUUGUGCCCAACUAGCUCUUAUAACUUAAAGUAACCUGCUCUAUUAAUCUGUGUUUCUCCAUGUGGCUUUUUUUCUCUCUCUCUAUUCUGUAUAUCUGACUUGGUGUCUCCCCAUCUCUCUUCUUCCCAGAGUUUUUUCUCCCCCUGGAAGUCCCACCUAUUUCCUCCUGUCUAGCUAUUGGCCAUCCUGUGGUGAUAUAUUAUUUAAGAUCUAAUAAAGCAACUGGAAAUCAAA